GAACCUCUACCACCACUCAGUAUAUAGCAUAGUCAAUAUAAGAUAGAAUUCUCGCAGUUCUUACUUUACCACAAACGCUUCUCUAUUUUCCCCCAUACUCUAUAUUCUGACCGACACCCUCAUCUCUUCGGACACAGCUAUUUUAUUUGCACUUUACAACAAGCGACAACUUCGGUAUAUCAACUUCAACAUCUUUCUAGGCGCGAAAAUGACUUACUCGCAACCAAACAUGCAAACCAGCGAUGACCUCGCUGCGCUGUUCUCUCGUAACCUAACAUUACAACCUCGGCCAGCCCAGGCUCCUCAAGAAACACCGAGAGUGCAAGAGCCAGGAAUAACAUAUUCCAUUUCCCAACACUACCACCAUUCUGCCCAUAUCGCCCACCAAGACGACUCACAAGCGGAACUCCAGAGACGAUCAUCAGAGCCGCCACAAACACAGCAGUUUUCUAUAGAGUCCAUUCUAAACUCAUAUGGUAUCGAUCAUACUGCGCUUUCUGCAGCGCAAAUGCAACUCUUCAAGACAGCCGAGGAUAAUCAAAAGAUGCGUUUGAUCGAGCUAUGGCGAAUCUGUCCCCCUGCUGGUUCCCAUGAGAACCCAGCCGUUGCUUGGACUAGCACGACGGUCGAACAAGAACAGCUCCUCGCUCAACUGCGCUACGAGAGAAGAAUGGCCGAAGAGGAGCAGAAAAAUACCAUGAUGUCUCUGGAUGGUACACCCCUGACGCCAGUUCAGACCGGAGACGGGCGAUGGGUCGCCACAUGUGACGUGGAACCCUACAUGAUGUCUGGCUACGAGGCUUUAGCUCGGCGCGAAUAUGAAGAGUCUGCAAGGCAACAGUACGAGGAGUCUAUGGAAAGACCUAAAGAUGUUUACAGUCAUUUUGGUACCGCUAUUGGUGGCCCCAACUACCGUCCAGCGACGGACCCCGUCUACGAUAACGACUGGAUGAGAAAGCAGCAAUCCAUGGAGAACCAAUACGGAGUCUUUCAACAGAUGGAUGAUAUGCACCUAUAGUGCUACUUUGAAUGUAUAUAUCCUUCAUCAGGUUAGCACAGAACAGAUCAGCAUAGUUUACUUUGACUAGGUAGAUAUCACGCGGGGAGAC
This is a messenger RNA of Daldinia loculata, 1109 nucleotides long. RefSeq lists its product as uncharacterized. The transcript is spliced from 2 exons. Bases 209 to 1018 code for a protein of 269 amino acids. The record is from RefSeq and is a predicted model, not a curated record. NCBI's taxonomy places the organism in Eukaryota, Fungi, Ascomycota, Sordariomycetes, Xylariales, Hypoxylaceae.